CUGAUCAUUAGCUUCACACACACACACACACACACACACACACACACGCACACAUAAAACCCUGGAGUUCCUCCAAAGGCCUCACACCGCCUGCAUCAGACACAUUGGCUACAGUUGUUGAGAGGUGAUAUCUGACGAAGGAUGCUGGUUUUAAGCUGGAUCAGCAUCACCCUGCUGCUGCUUCACCUGUCUGGCUCAGCCAUCACAUCCCCUCUUUCCAUGCACACGCCCGCCCCUCCUCUGCCCUCACACAUUCGGCCUCCCCUGCCCACCAUCCUCCCUUCUGGACCGUCUCUCUCUCUCAGCAUCCCUCCCGUCAGGGAUGAUUCUGCUGGAGGAGCCCGCUGUCCUCUCACCAUGUCUCCCCCCGCCCUGGUGGUCAGGUUUGGAGAUCCGGUCAGCGCGAACUGCUCAUUGUCUAGGACAGGCUUCUCUCUGCUGGGAUGGGAAGUGUCACUGGUGGCUCCCGAGCCCACCAUGGAGCACUUUCUGGUUUGGAGUGUGGACAACAUGACCGAGUGGAGCGUCUCACCCGUGUGUUAUGCCGUGUCCAACCUGGAAGGAUCCUGUCACCUUCGCCUGCCUGUCGUCGUUUACAAGCUUCCAGACAGCGUGUCCAUCGGCUUCGUCAAUCACUCGGGCCCGCUGUUGGAGCAGCGCCAGUACACCCUGCAGUGCACGGUCCAUGACGUGGCCCCCGCCCGGAACCUGGUCGUGACCUUCUACAGAGGCCGGACAAAACUGGGGCGACUACAUUCCGACGUGACGGAGGAGACGCCCGUGACCGAGGUCUUCAGGCUGGAUGUCCGCCCGGGGAGAGAAGACCAGGAGGCGCCCUACUGGUGUGAGGCCGAGGUACAACUGCAGCCAGAAGGCUCGCCGCAGAGACCUCUGGUGGUCACCUCGCAAAAACUCCCCGUCGACGUCCUCUUCGGCCCGCAGCUCCUCUGUCCUGCCAAGCUGCGGGUGAGGAUGGGAGAAAGCCUCCGCUGCGAGGUCAAAGGAAACCCCCAACCGUCGGUCAUCUGGCUGAAAGAUGGCCGCCGGGUGGUGCCACCCCUCCACUCCACGCGGGAGCACGCCGGGAAGUACACGGUCUUGGCCAGCGGGCCCGUGGGGCAGAGGAACGUGACGGUAGACGUGGAGGUGAUCCCAGGCAGAGGCACGGCACGGAGCAGCAAAAAGCACUUCCUGUUGGCGGCCAUGCUGCUGACCCUCAACUGGCUGUAAAAACCUUCCCAAGGAUCAAGUCUCAAGUCUCACUGCUGUUAGGACAUUAGGUGUCAUUAAUGAGGGCUUUCUCCUGAGAGCUGCCGUGCAGGUACUUUUACAAACCCCCCCAACAGAAAGGGGGAUUCAUUUGGCCACAUUCGUCACAGUUUACCCGACACGUGAAAUGUGACAAAUUUGGGGCGUGCACUCUCCACUUUAGCCUGCAGUUGAGUGUUGAUUAUCUCAAAAUGUGUUUCGUGGCAAUUACAUCUUUGACCACAGCCUCAGUUGCUGUGUCGAGUGGCACUUUCCAUAAUUUCCAGCAGACUGCAUUACAACAUGAUAAAACACCCCUGUUUCUUUCACAGGAAGUGGGCCAUAUGAAUCCUUUCCUUACUGUCCACUAGUCCAGAACUAAUAGGCAUACUUGCCAACCCUUCCGAUUUUCCUGGGAGGCUCCCGAAUUCCAGUACCCCUCCCGAAAAUCCCCCAUUCUCCCGAUUUCCACCCGGACAACAAUAUUGGGGGGGGCACUGCCUUUAGCGUCCUCUCUCACCUGAAAAGGAGACUAUUAUAUGUUGCGACUCGGAAUAAAGAGAGGACCCAGAUGCAGACAGGAAGUUAAAAAAAUAAAGCUUUUAUUUUGAAAUGACUUUCUACCUCCAGAGCAAAAAGUAUUUCGCAAGAAUAAUCCAAAUACGCGGAAAAUAAUUCAGAGAAAAAUGUAAAUCAAAAGCGCUCCAACAAAUAGGAGGAAUAUCUAAUCUAAGAAAAAACUAACAAAAGUAGAAUAAAUGUAAGAAACAACCAAGGCGGCAUAGCUCGGUUGGUAGAGUGGCCGUGCCAACAACUUGAGGGUUGCAGGUUCGAUUCCCGCUUGUGCCAUCCUAGUCACUGCCGUUGUGUCCUUGGGCAAGACACUUUACCCACCUGCUCCCAGUGCCACCCACACUGCUUUAAAUGUAACUUAGAUAUUGGGUGUCAGUAUGUAAAGCGCUUUGAGUCACUUGAGAAAAGCGCUAUAUAAAUAUAAUUCACUUCACUUCACAAAAGCUCGAACAGGAGAAAAAACCCAAAAGGAGCUUUAUAUAUAUAUAUAUAUACACUAAAUAGGAAUAAACAAAAAUCACUCAAUGAGGCAAAUAACAGGAAAUUUGGAAAACACAAAAACUCACCAAUUAGGGUGACGAAGAAUAACGAAGGAGGAAAAAGGCAAACUCAAAAUAACAGCAAUAAGACUCUUUGAUCCAAAAAAGAAACCCAGGAAAAAAGGGCAAGACAAGGAGAUAAUCAUGGACAUGGGCAGAGUCACUAGAAAGGCACGUAAUACGAGACUAUCUGCCACAGGACAAGAGUAGGCGUGAGCUUAAAUAGGAUAUGGGGAUAAUGGGAAACAGGUGGAAACAAUCAACUGGUGACACAAGAGGAAGGGCCCGUGAUCUGAAACAGGAGGAUAGCUUUUCAAAAUAAAACACAAGACAGAAAAACCAAGACAAGACUUGCCUCACCGAGGUGUGACAUUAUAUAAGUCUCCAUUAUCCGUAGGUUUAUCUAUAACCCACAAAGUAGGCAGGCACGGAGCUAUUUUUCAGCGUGUGUUUAUUCCAGCCGGCACGUUAAUACAUUGACACACAACAUCCCGAUUCCCAUCAUGCACUGGUUCACAACUACGGCAAGUAGUAAUGUCCAAAAACAUAAGAGACAAAGCAGAAGAACGAAGAAGAGACAUGGCAACGACGAGUCAAUCAAUCCAUCAAUCAAUGUUUAUUUAUAAUGCCCCAAAUCACAAAUGUCUCAAAGGACUGCACAAAUCAUUACGACUACAACAUCCUCGGAAGAACCCACAAAAGGGCAAGGAAAACUCACACCCAGUGGGCAGGGAGAAUUCACAUCCAGUGGGACGCCAGUGACAAUGCUGACUAUGAGAAACCUUGGAGAGGACCUCAGAUGUGGGCAACCCCCCCUCUAGGGGACCGAAAGCAAUGGAUGUCGAGCGGGUCUAACAUGAUACUGUGAAAGUUCAAUCCAUAGUGGCUCCAACACAGCCGCGAGAGUUCAGUUCAAAGCGGAUCCAAGACAGCAGCGAGAGUCCCGUCCACAGAAAACCAUCUCAAGCGGAGGCGGAUCAGCAGCGUAGAGAUGUCCCCAACCGAUACAGGCGAGCGGUCCAUCCUGGGUCCCGACGAGCGGUCCAUCCUGGGUCUCGACUCUGGACAGCCAGUACUUCAUCCAUGGUCAUCGGACCGGACCCCCUCCACAAGGGAGGGGGGGACAUAGGAGAAAGAAAAGAAGCGGCAGAUCAACUGGUCUAAAAAGGAGGUCUAUUUAAAGGCUAGAGUAUACAAAUGAGUUUUAAGGUGAGACUUAAAUGCUUCUACUGAGGUAGCAUCUGGAACUGUUACCGGGCGGGCAUUCCUGAGUACUGGAGCCCGAACGGAAAACGCGCUAUAGCCCGCAGACUUUUUUUGGGUAAGAAAAAGAAGUACGCUUGCAAGUUCCAAUGAUUGGGAAAAAAUAAUUUCAGUUCAUCCAGGACAGCUUGAAGGGGGAGAGGUAUGCGUCCUACAAAUGUUGUAGAUCAGACUUCUCCAUUGAACACGGCGGCCGAACGGAUAUACUCAUUCAUGAAGGGAUUAUUUAUAUAUAAGCAAUACUUGAAACUAUAUAGACCCCCGCUUCCCCCUGAAUUCGGAGGUCUCAAGGUUGGCAAGUAUGCUAAUAGGUCAGGAUUUGUUCAUUAAGGGGUUUGCACUCAAACUGGAAUAAAGACUUUUGCCUGUUCUUGGUAAAGCUGGGUACUGACAUGACCUCUGAACCCAGCAACCUGAACUAUCUCACAACUGAUAGUCACACUCAAUAAAGUCCGUCCUUUGACCUCA
This is a messenger RNA of Nerophis ophidion (straightnose pipefish), 4091 nucleotides long. Its product is annotated as intercellular adhesion molecule 3-like. Gene Ontology annotation, biological process: cell adhesion. Lineage: Eukaryota; Metazoa; Chordata; Actinopteri; Syngnathiformes; Syngnathidae. The record is from RefSeq and is a predicted model, not a curated record. The transcript has 7 exons. Gene Ontology annotation, molecular function: integrin binding. Bases 142 to 1230 code for a protein of 362 amino acids.